AUGGCCGCUGUAAAUCCCGUCAGGGCUCCGCAGCAUGUCCUGACCCUCCUCUCUGAGCUUCAUAAGAAAUCCCUGGAGCAAGAAGCCGUUCUAUCACAGAAAAAGCGAGUCUUUUCCAGCGAUUUUCUCGGGGACCUGGAAGACCAGCAUUCCAAGGCCACUGCGAGAGAGGAAUUCGAUAAGUUAAUGCUGGAUAAGUUUAUUGCUCUCGACGAAGACAAGUGCCAAUUUGCGUACCAGCUGAUUCAUGCAAUGGGUGCUACAAACGUUAUCGAGGCCGGGACGAGCUUUGGAGUCAGUACGAUAUACCUGGCUCUUGCCGUCGCCAGCACGAAGGUCACCAUGGGCAAGCCUGGCACGGUGAUAGCGACAGAGAAGGAGGAUGAAAAAGCACAGCUAGCGAAGACGUACUGGGCACAAUGUGGCCCAGAGGUAGAGGGAGUGAUUGAUCUGAGGGUUGGUGAUCUCCUCGAGACUUUGCAGUCAGAUCUCCCACAGGUUGUUGACCUGCUUCUCCUCGACAUCUGGGCACCGCUCGCUCUUCCAACGUUGAAAAUCGUCCAGCCUCACCUGCGUCGAGGCGCAGUCAUCCUUACGGAUAAUACUAUCUCUGGCGCUGCGGGAUAUGCAGCGCUGCUCACGUAUCUGCGCGACCCGCACAGUGGGUUCCAGAACAUGACUCUGCCGUUCACUAAUGGAUUUGAAAUGAGCGUUUACCUGCCGUAG
Messenger RNA from Penicillium chermesinum, 726 nucleotides. Its product is annotated as O-methyltransferase. Bases 1 to 726 code for a protein of 241 amino acids. NCBI's taxonomy places the organism in Eukaryota, Fungi, Ascomycota, Eurotiomycetes, Eurotiales, Aspergillaceae. Gene Ontology annotation, molecular function: O-methyltransferase activity. The record is from RefSeq and is a predicted model, not a curated record. The transcript is spliced from 2 exons.